AUGUCAGCAUCUUCGGCCUCCCCAGAGACACUUGUGGUGCACGUCAUCAAGACUUGGCUCUCAUCGAGCCACCAAAGGAUCGAAAGCUUCUGGGUAGGGGCACAAUGGGAGAAGUGGGCACGCUAUGAGCUCUUCAUGGCUCUCGAAGAGGCUCUCGGCUCGCAAUGUCUCGUGGUCCACAGCAUGUCCGACUUCUUCGAAGACAGCGACGAGGAGCUCGACAUUCUGAUUGAGCCGCGCGAAAACGACCAGGCAGUUAUUGCCAUCAAAUUGCGGUGCGAAAAGGUCAACGAGAACGAAGGGAGCUACGAGAGGUUCCGCGACCAGAUGGAUGCCGACAUGACCAAGAUACAAGGCCUCGGAGGGGUGCAGAGCGGCUUUGAGGGCGCAAAGUUGCUGCUUGUUGGGUUUGGGGGCGAGCCGAGUGCCGAAGAUGCCGAUUUUAGGACCCAGUCUCAGCCUGAGCAUCUUGUCGAGGGAGAAGUACACUGUUGGAUCAUGAAGAAGGAAUAUCCAUUGGAAACAUGA
Messenger RNA from Pestalotiopsis fici W106-1, 528 nucleotides. RefSeq lists its product as uncharacterized. Bases 1 to 528 code for a protein of 175 amino acids. Lineage: Eukaryota; Fungi; Ascomycota; Sordariomycetes; Amphisphaeriales; Sporocadaceae. The record is from RefSeq and is a predicted model, not a curated record. The transcript has a single exon.